AUGAAAUAUUUUCGUAAACCAUCUUGUAGUUACACAAUUAUAAGAAAUCUUAUUAUGGAUGAUAAACCAUUAAAUUUACAAGAGAUUAAUGCUGUUUCAUUGUCAACAUGUGCUAAUAAUAAACCAUCUUCACGUAUGGUUUUAUUAAAAUCAUAUGAUUCUGAAGGUUUUACAUUUUAUUCUAAUAAAAUAAGUAGAAAAGGACAAGAAAUUUCAUGUAAUCCAUAUGCUUCUAUGCUUCUUUAUUGGCCUCAAAUUUCAAGGCAAAUUAGAAUAGAAGGAAAAAUUAUAGAAUUAGAUGCUACAGAUGCUGAUAAAUAUUGGUAUAGCAGACCAUUAGCUUCAAGAAUUGGUUCAAAAGCAAGUGAUCAAGGUAAGAUUAUCGAAAGUAGACAAGUACUAGAGGAUAAAAAAUCAGAACUUGAAGCUUUGGCUGAAAAAGAAGGAGAAGAAUCUAUAACAAGACCAUUAACAUGGAUUGGAUACAAAUUAAUUCCUGAUUUAUUUGAGUUUUGGCAAGGACAAUCUAAUAGACUUCACGAUAGACUUCAAUUUACACUCAUUGACAAUAACCAAUGGGAUAUGAAAAGAUUAUCACCAUAA
This is a messenger RNA of Strongyloides ratti, 603 nucleotides long. RefSeq names its product Pyridoxine-5'-phosphate oxidase. Gene Ontology annotation, biological process: pyridoxal 5'-phosphate biosynthetic process; pyridoxine biosynthetic process. Gene Ontology annotation, molecular function: pyridoxamine phosphate oxidase activity; FMN binding. The transcript has 2 exons. The record is from RefSeq and is a predicted model, not a curated record. The coding region runs from base 1 to 603 and encodes 200 amino acids. Lineage: Eukaryota; Metazoa; Nematoda; Chromadorea; Rhabditida; Strongyloididae.